AUGUUUGUGUUGCUACUAGCUAUGACCUCGCUGGGUGUUGCAGCAAGAAGACUGCGCCAGGACAGCCAGGACGGUGACAAGACUCGCUCUCCUCCAGCCACUGAGCUCCACCCACUGCGUGCCUUCCUCCUCAGCGCCAACAAUUGUGAAGCAGCGUGCAGUCGUGAAUAG
Ascochyta rabiei is the source of this 171-nucleotide messenger RNA. RefSeq lists its product as uncharacterized. Bases 1 to 171 code for a protein of 56 amino acids. The transcript has a single exon. The record is from RefSeq and is a predicted model, not a curated record. Lineage: Eukaryota; Fungi; Ascomycota; Dothideomycetes; Pleosporales; Didymellaceae.